AUUUAAAGACCCUGAGACAGAGAGAGACCUGAGUCCCUGACCCAUCGAGUUAUUGCGCCUCACACACAGAGAGAGCCUACUGGGUUUUCAAGUCUCUCUCUCUCUACACUCCUCUCCCUCUUAUCCUCUUCCAAAAUUGCUUCCUUUCUUUCUCCUUCUUUCUCCAUUUCUCUCUGUUUGAGACUUGGUUUGAAACUCUGAGAAGAUGACUGGGUUUUCUGAAGCUGAAAGCGUCACUCUUGACCUGCUCAAGACGAUGAUGGCUGAGUUUGCUAGAGAGAGAAACUGGGACCAGUUCCAUAGCCCCAGAAACUUGCUCUUGGCUCUGGUGGGUGAAGUGGGAGAGCUUUCAGAGAUAUUUCAAUGGAAAGGAGAAGUUCCAAAGGGCCUUCCUGGUUGGGAAGAAGAGGAAAAGCAACACCUGGGUGAAGAGCUCUCUGAUGUUCUGCUGUAUCUGGUCAGGCUCUCUGACAUUUGUGGUGUUGAUCUUGGCAAAGCUGCUCUGCGCAAAGUUGAACUCAAUGCCAUCAAGUACCCAGUUUCACAGAAACAGAACCAGACCAAUGGCACCAGCAGCCCCAACACAACUACCACCAUCAACACCAGCAAUGGUAAUAACCACACGGAGGAAAUCACUGGUUGAUUUCAAUGGCAGAUGGGCCACCACAUCACAUCUUUUACUUUCUGCAAGGUUGAUGUUAAUACUACUACUAUAUUUGGGUGCAUUAGGUUUUGUAAGGGCUAUGCUGGUUUGGGCAUAGGAGUGUAGCUUUUUGGGGGAUGGCCUUCAUUGCCCGAGUCAGACUAGUGUUGGUGGUGUGUUGGGCAUUUAUUCUCACAUAUUUUGUUAGUGUUUUUGGCUUCUGGGAAUCGAAUCCUCUGGCAGUUGUGAGAUACGGUCUUGAAACGAAUAUAUUUUCCUUUCCUGUUCAU
Molecule: messenger RNA, 933 nt
Organism: Fragaria vesca subsp. vesca
Lineage: Eukaryota; Viridiplantae; Streptophyta; Magnoliopsida; Rosales; Rosaceae
Product: dCTP pyrophosphatase 1-like
Exons: 2
Coding region: 206-643 (145 amino acids)
Biological process (GO): nucleoside triphosphate catabolic process
Molecular function (GO): nucleoside triphosphate diphosphatase activity
Source: RefSeq, a predicted model, not a curated record